AUGCAAGGCCCUUAUGUGGGCAUUGACCCUUCGAACAACGAUCAAGAACCCGCCAUAGAGAUGACGAGGACACUUACUGGCAAGAAACGGCACUCGGGGCCUACUGCGUCACCCCUGAACAUGCUGAAGGCCCUACUUCCAGCAGCGGUCAUGAUACUGGCUGUUCUCUGGAUCAAUGCAUCCCACAUUUAUGGCCUAUUCCGUCAUCAAGGAGCUUAUGUUCACAGAGCGAAGGUCGCGCUAGCAGACUUUGACGGAAGCGACUUUGGCGACGCUCUGCGGUUAGCAGCAGCGUCGAACAAUGGGACUUACGGAUAUCCUACAUAUGUUAAUGUCAGCACUGCAGGCUCGUCUCCUGAGCAGAUCCGACAUGAGGUCUUCAAGGGCACAUACUGGGCAGCGAUUAUUGUGCAACCAGGAGCAACUACUCGCUUUGAGGAUGCCGUGAACGGUACCGCCGCACGAUACGAUUCCAGUAAUGUCUAUACAUACUAUCUACUAUCGGCGCGAUACUAUACCCUGUACGCCUCGAGCAUUCUCUCAACGACUGUCACCACCGCAUCAGUCGCAUCAAGCGUCUUCAGCGCCGAGUUCAUAACACCCCGCCUCGCCAGCGGCUCAUUUGCCAACAACACCGCUGCGCUAUCUGCUCUCACCAGUCCCGCACGCGCUGUUGAAGCCCAGGCCGGAUCCCAAGACUUCGCCAAUCUGGACGACAAAGCCUUCAUCAACACCAUUGGCACCGUCUUUCCUAUCCUUAUGCAAUUCUUCUUCAUUAUGGCCUGGAACGGCAUAUGCAAUGGCAUGCACUUGUACGCCGCCUACGAUUUGCGCACACACAUCCUCGCCCGCCUGUUUUGGAGCACCGUCUGGCCCAUAUUCACCAGUCUGUGCACUGCAGGAUGGACGUUUGCAUUCCGCGGCUCUUACCAUAUCGAUGCGAAGAUGUUCUUUGCGUUCUGGGCUGUGACAUGGGUGUUUAGCAUGAUCCACUUCGAUGUGCUGGAUAUCAUCACUGGAUUUAUACCCAUGGCUUUUGUGCCAUUCCUUUUCCUCACUUGGGUCAUCUUCAACGUUGCGGCGUCGCUUGGACCGGAGGAAAUCCUCAACCACUGGUAUAGGAUCAGCUACUUCUUUCCAUCGCUACAUUGGUACCGAACAUUCAUCACCAUCAUCACACAGGGCGGCGUCAACAGGCUGUACUACACGCUACCUGUUCUUGCUGCUUGGCUGGUCCUCGCAAAGGUUACAAGUCCACUGGCUACGAGAAAUCGUGUACGAAAGGCGCAGGAGGUGUACAAGUGGUACAACGAGAGGCACGCUAUUGGUGGCCCUCACUAA
Alternaria atra is the source of this 1341-nucleotide messenger RNA. RefSeq lists its product as uncharacterized. Bases 1 to 1341 code for a protein of 446 amino acids. Gene Ontology annotation, cellular component: membrane. The transcript has a single exon. The record is from RefSeq and is a predicted model, not a curated record. NCBI's taxonomy places the organism in Eukaryota, Fungi, Ascomycota, Dothideomycetes, Pleosporales, Pleosporaceae.